AAAUGCUGCUAGAUUUCAGCAAAAAUAGUUGUUGCGAUUGCAACGUGUAAGUUUUGUAAAUUAUUUCGAUGCUGGGAUUAUGUCGUCGCAGCCAACACAUAAAAAUAUUGUGCUUUUGUCGCGUUAAGACAAAGUUUGUAUUCGUCUUUAAUUGUUAAAUUGGAAUAAUGCUGUGAAAAUAAGUUGUAUUUUAACAAAGACAUCGGUUGACAUCCAACAAAGUUAUUUUAUUGCCCAACAAGUAAAAACACAAAGAUCAAUUCUCAGCAAAACGUCUUGUGUUUCGAAACUUAUUUUUAGAUAUAUUGACAGACCAAAAUAUAUCCAGACAAAAUGAGUGAUGAACUGACUAAAGAACAAACUGCUUUACUACGCAAUGCAUUUAAUGCUUUUGAUCCAGAAAAAAAUGGUUACAUCAAUACUGCCAUGGUUGGUACUAUUCUUAGUAUGCUGGGUCACCAACUUGACGAUGCUACUCUUGCUGACAUUAUUGCUGAAGUCGAUGAAGAUGGAUCAGGUCAAAUUGAAUUUGAAGAAUUCACUACACUGGCCGCCCGAUUUCUUGUGGAAGAGGACGCCGAAGCUAUGAUGGCUGAACUGAAAGAAGCUUUUCGCCUUUACGAUAAAGAAGGAAAUGGCUAUAUCACUACAGGAGUUCUUCGUGAAAUUCUAAGAGAACUAGAUGAUAAAUUAACUAAUGACGAUCUAGAUAUGAUGAUUGAGGAAAUCGAUUCAGAUGGAUCAGGAACAGUUGACUUUGAUGAAUUCAUGGAAGUAAUGACUGGUGGCGAUGACUAAAACACUUGUCUACGGAAUACCUUUUCGAAAUUAUUCUUGAAAAUGGAACAGCAAAUUUUAUCGAACACUAUUGAAAACAUUAACAAUAUUAUGGUUAAUGCUGUUAUAAAAUAAGUGAACGCGCAGUAGUUUGUACAUUUAAAUCAAUUUAUUCAUCCUAAUAAAAACGUCCCUGUUAUAAUAUCUUUAUUAAAUGAAACUAACUUA
This is a messenger RNA of Drosophila gunungcola (fruit fly), 1005 nucleotides long. RefSeq names its product troponin C (gene TpnC41C). NCBI's taxonomy places the organism in Eukaryota, Metazoa, Arthropoda, Insecta, Diptera, Drosophilidae. The coding region runs from base 334 to 798 and encodes 154 amino acids. Gene Ontology annotation, molecular function: calcium ion binding; enzyme regulator activity. The transcript is spliced from 4 exons. The record is from RefSeq and is a predicted model, not a curated record.